AUGGCAUCCAGGAGAGUCCCCAGGGUGGACAAGGGUACAAAGCCACAUGCUACCUCUACUUCAAAGAUGAACACAUUCUUUAAAGCUAUACACUCUCCAACUGUGGAGGAAGAUGAUAAUUCACAAAUGCCUCAAGAAGAGCAACAAGAUCCAAUUCCUCCUGAAAGAGAAUCACCUAUAACUAAAGCUGACCUUAAGGAUUUCCCGACCAAAGCAGACCUCUCCUCUUUUUUUCAAAAGGUCAAUUGUCAUCAAGAUGGCUGGGAAAUCAUUAAUGGAAGAUAUUUAUUUUUCUCUAACAUUAAAGACACAUGGCAGAACAGUAUUUUUGACUGUGUACGGAGAGGCUCUACACUUCUAAUCCAUAAAGACAAUAGUCUACAGGAUAAUCUGCCACGAAAUUAUAAUUACUGGAUUGGACUAAGAUACUUCUAUCAAACUUCUUCCUACAGUUGGCUUGAUGGAAGCACAGAAACCAAGAUGAGAGGAUACUAUUGUGGGUUACUUAUUAAUGGAAAGUUACAUGAUGCACGCUGCUCGUUCCAGAACAGAUGGAUUUGUGAAAAGAAAUGCUGUCCUUUUGUGCCUUAAUAAUAAUAAUAAGUAGACGCUUUUUGCAAGCAAACAAUCACUACUGACUACUGAAUAAAGUGUAAAGUAAAAUAUUAAAUAUGAUUUAUGUUUGUGUCAGUGAUAAGAAAAUAUUCAUAGAUAAGCAACACCUGAAUGUCACACAGCACAAACGUGUUAAUAAAAGUUCAGUUUAAAAGAGA
Messenger RNA from Bombina bombina (fire-bellied toad), 773 nucleotides. RefSeq names its product killer cell lectin-like receptor subfamily B member 1C. The record is from RefSeq and is a predicted model, not a curated record. Bases 1 to 591 code for a protein of 196 amino acids. Lineage: Eukaryota; Metazoa; Chordata; Amphibia; Anura; Bombinatoridae. The transcript is spliced from 4 exons.